AUGCCGGCGGAGUUCGUUAACAUGCUUGCGAUGGUUUACAGUAACAACAGGCACGCGAUCAAACUACAGUCGCAGUUCUUCGACAGCAUCACCGUCAGAAGCGGAAUUCGACAGGGGUACCCGUUUUCACCGCUACUUUUCGCCAUCUGUGCUGACGCUCCAUUGCGCGAGUUGGCGCAGAACUCAUUGGGGCAUGAAGCGGCGACGGCAUUUGCCGACGACACAGCGGCAGCAGUUCGUGAUUAUGUCACCUCGUUGCCCGUCGUGGCCAAGUUAUACGCAGAAUUUGAGGCGAUGUCCUGCCUUGCGCUGAACAUCAAGAAAACGGUGUUCAUCCCGCUGCAGAAGUUCGUCUCGGAGUCCAGUGUCAGAACACUCAUCCGGGAAGCGGUUCCCGCUUGGCGCGCCAUCGUUGCGAGUUCUGCGGGCAAUUACUUGGGAUUCUGGAUUGGACCCGGUGGCUUCCUGCUCCCUGUCGACGUGCUGGCUGGCCGGGUUUCGCGGGCAUUCCACGUCGUGCACUCGUGGUGCCCGCCGAGGGCUGCGUCCGAAAAUUCGCAUGCGAUUUACAACGGAUGGGCGACCGGCCGCAGGAUGCGACAUGUUGCGACUACGUCGGCAGGGGUGGUCUCGACCUCGCAUUGCCUGCUGGAUUGCCAGGGUGGGUGCGACAGCGUGGAACAUUAUUCCGUUUGUCCUGUGGUCUGGGGUUUACUGAAAGCAAACAAGCUUGCUGGCCUUGGAGUGGACCGGCAACCUGCAAUUCUUAUGUUCUUUCUUCUGGACGAGAGCUGCCCCGACGAGGGCGUCGCCAGACUGGCAAUGGCAAUUUACGGAAUGUAUCGCGCCAUGAGUCACAUUCGCUUCCAAGGGGCGCUGGCUGCAAGUUCAACGCGGAAGCUUUCGAAGCGCUGGAUCCAGCGAGGAGCUGGGAAUUCUAAG
Molecule: messenger RNA, 942 nt
Organism: Prorocentrum cordatum
Lineage: Eukaryota; Dinophyceae; Prorocentrales; Prorocentraceae
Source: the annotation of a GenBank genome assembly